AUGGCGACUGUUGGUGAAGCGCAUCGCGAACAGUUUGCAUCCGGGCAGUCGCUGUAUGAGGGAUGCACGGGUGUGGAGGAGGAUCGAGCCGAGAGGGUUCGGGAGCUGCUUGCGACGGGAGCUGAUGCGAAUUCUAAAACUUUGUUUGAGAAGACGCCGCUGCAUUGGAUUGUUUCUGGUGCAAGACACGAGGAUGCAAACAGGGUUGAUUUUGCUGUUGCAGAGGCUUUGUUUGAGUUUGGAGCAGAUACAUCAUGUUGUGAUGCCAACAGUAUGACAGCUCUUCACAUUGCUGCUGAGAGCAAUAAUUGUGCUAUAGAACUGUUGAAUUUGCUCAUCGAGAAGUCGACCACAGAGACGGUGGAGAAGAGAACACGCAGUGGUGAGACUGCACUGACGAUAUGGCUUCAAAAACAAACAGCUUGCCAAACGACAACCCUUCAACUAUUCUUAGACAAAGGAGUAUUAAUCAAAACAUCCGACCCAGAUAACAUCAAACACCUCCAACGUCUCUUUACCCUCCUGGCAAGACGACCUCGUGCUGAAGUGACAUCUUUGAUCGAAACUCUUGACAAUUGGUCAAGAAAACAACUAAACAAGGAGCAUCGAUCUCUCAUCAUGGAAUUGGCUUUAAUCGCAGCAAUAACAGCAAAGAAGCCUAUAGCAACCAUUGCCAAGGUGCUUCUAAAGUCGGUUGAUGACUUUGAGUUGAUUAAUGAUAUCUCACUCUUGUCGGCUGUAGCCACGAAGAUAGCAGUUAUUCGAGGUCACUGUGAUCCGAUACUGACAUUGACUGGAAUCGGUCAGAUUUGUCAGGCACGAUCGGAAUUGGCUGCGAGGAAACUACGAGACAGCAAGAAUGGAAACCCAUCGGAUGUCGUUGAGGAAAUACAGAGAUUAGAGGCGUUAUCGUGUCGGCUGGAGAAUUUUGCUUGCAACUUGCUGAAUUGCUUUCAACCGGUGUUGUCGAGUAGAGGCAAAGCUGCCGUUUGUCAGGUGUUGAGUAGAGAUGCAGUUGACAUGGCACUGAAGAAUGGAUGGGACAAGUUUCUUCAAAACGAUCACGUGUGGCUCUUGAUUCAACAGUCUUGGUAUGGUAAAACAUGCAUCAACACAAUAAGCUGGACCAACUUGAUUGCCUACACAACCUACUACUCCAUACAAUCAUUACUCCUCCCAUUCAUUCUCCUCUGGUUCUUGCUUCAUCACAAGUUCAACUACAACUACUCCAUUAGCCGCUUACCGUUUCGACCUCAACGAUGCCCUUGUGCUUACUACAUGUCUCGAGCUCUCGGUUAUGUAUCAUUCGUUGCCAUGGUUAUUGCUCUUGUUGCUUCCGGUGGUGCCACAACUUCCUCUCUGACUGCAUUGGAGUCGAUCGUCUUUGUUUAUGUGAUUGGUUUGUUGAGUGAGAAAGUUCACGAGGUCAUUGUGUUCACUGCUCGGCAGGUGUGGUGCAGCUGGAAGAUGUACGGCGACAUCGUCAUGUUGGUACUCUUUGGUGUUUACUUCGUUGCUCGAUUUGUUGGUCAAGAUGUCGACGUUGGAAGGAAACUUGAGUGUACGAGGAUCGCCAAUCAUGCCCUUGGUGUAGCUGUUCUGAUCGCCGUGUUGAGAGUUUUGCCAUUUCUUGUGGUUCAUUCGACUAUCGGACCGAUGCAGUUGUCGUUUGUUAAGAUGGCACCAAAGGCGUUUAGUUUUUUUGUUAUACUGGGUGUGUUCUUGGUUGCGUUUGCUGUCGGUGCGAAGAGCGUGUAUGAGGCGGGCUAUUAUGCGCCUAGUGUACAGGGAAAGGUGUUACCUUCAGCACCAAGCUCUUUCUCUGACUUCCUGUGGGCAAUGCUGGGAUUGGAGAGUAUCGAUUCAUUCACUGCCGUUUCGGAUGUGGAAACGACUGUCGUACGGAUCUUACUCACUCUGUGGCAGACUAUCUCUGUCCUGGUGCUUCUCACCAUGUUGAUUGCUCUGAUUACUCACGCCUUUGAUCAAGUCCAGGAGCACAGAGUUGACCUUUUUCGACAGUCUGUUCUUGCCAAGUUAAGCAUCAUGAGAAAGAAACAAUGGCCAUCACCACUACCCAUUAGUCCAUUCGUGCUUUUUGUGCAGCUUGUGUCUGCUAUUGUAGUUCGGUAUUGUUGGCGACCCUUGAGAUCAGAGUGUAGGGAGAGUGAUGAUGAUGAUGGUGGUGGUGACGAUUCGUUGAAUUGUGACUCUAUUGGAGACAUGGUGAAGGGUUAUGUGGCUUGGAAGAGGAGGGAGAGAAUGGUGAGAAGAGCAAAGGAGGCUGGUGUGGCGAGUUGUUAUUAUCAGCUAGGUCUGUUGCUUGAGAUCAAGCAGUCGCUGGUAGCGAAUGCUGGGAAUGCCAGCGGUGCCGUGAAGACUGAACGAGAUGGCGGUGGUCAACAGUCUCACACAAGUUCAAGCCAAGCCUCCGUUAUCGGUGACAACCACGUCCAUUUUCACAGAGACACAUCAACUCCAACAACCAUCGACGAGGAACAACGCCGAGAGUCCGACUCGGAAGACGAACUUGGAGAAGACGAAGACGCCAACGACGGUCCCACAGACAAUUUACAUCGUCUUCUCUCGUUUCUCCGCAGAAGACGACAAAGGCGGGUGAUGUCCAUCUUCGACGGUGUAGAUGGAUUCGAUCCAAAGGCCCUGGAAGGGAUGGAAACCACAAUAGUGGAUGAGGCGUGUGAAGACGCAAAUCGAGUGUGAACCGCACAAGUAGUGUAGACUUAGAGAGAUGUUGGAAAUGCGUAAGUUACCGGGGGUGACAGAUGAACUACCGUGGGAGGCAGCUCUUUACCGCGGGAGCAAGUUCUUCCCCGAGGAAGAGUGACAGAGUGCCGUGCAUGCGCAGUGUGGCUGGGUUUGUUCAGACGUCAUGCAAACAAUAAAUGGUAAC
Corticium candelabrum is the source of this 2911-nucleotide messenger RNA. RefSeq lists its product as uncharacterized. Lineage: Eukaryota; Metazoa; Porifera; Homoscleromorpha; Homosclerophorida; Plakinidae. The coding region runs from base 1 to 2721 and encodes 906 amino acids. Gene Ontology annotation, cellular component: cation channel complex; plasma membrane. Gene Ontology annotation, molecular function: inositol 1,4,5 trisphosphate binding; protein binding; store-operated calcium channel activity. Gene Ontology annotation, biological process: regulation of cytosolic calcium ion concentration; calcium ion transmembrane transport. The record is from RefSeq and is a predicted model, not a curated record. The transcript has 8 exons.